Xenopus laevis (African clawed frog) is the source of this 2172-nucleotide messenger RNA. RefSeq names its product zinc finger protein 474-like. NCBI's taxonomy places the organism in Eukaryota, Metazoa, Chordata, Amphibia, Anura, Pipidae. The transcript is spliced from 2 exons. The record is from RefSeq and is a predicted model, not a curated record. The coding region runs from base 366 to 1190 and encodes 274 amino acids.
GUAGCAACCUGGCAGCUCUCGCAUUCCUCUGCUGUUAAAUGUAGAGCUACACCACCUAUACCUGAUACUGCAACCUCCUUCCCACCGCCAGGCACAUAUCCUCUAAUGUUACGGCAAUACAUACCUGUAUAAAGUACUGGACAAAUGGAUGAGGUAUAGCUGACAAUGAAAAAAGACUCAUGAAAAGGCAACUCUAUAAACAAUCAAUUUAGCCACAGAAGUACUCCAUCUGAACUAAAAUCAGACUGUAUGUGACUCGGUGUUUAACAGUAAACAAACACUUGGGACCACUAAAGCAACUGACGUCAAUAGUGAUUCCACAUUAACCAAACCUGAAACAGCAAUAUUAUCAAAAAGAGUAGCAAAUGUCACAGAAUCAGUUUAACAGACCUGUAAUUCCAGGAAGAAGACGGGGAUUUAAAGUGUGCUACAUUUGUGGUAGGGAAUUUGGGUCCAAAUCAAUUUCUAUACAUGAACCAAAAUGCCUAGAGAAAUGGCACAUAGAAAACGACAGUCUACCAAAGCAUUUGAGAAGAGCAGCCCCGGUGAAACCUCAGAUUAGUGCCGAUGGUUCAGACAUCACUGAAAACGAGGCAGCGUGGAAAAGUUCCCAAGCUCAGCUUCUACCAUGUGGGAACUGCGGCCGCACAUUUCUUCCCGACCGACUUAUUGUACACCAAAGAGGUUGCAAACCAAAUGGAAAAACCCUAGGUACCUUCAAGAGCACAGAUGACAAAAAAUCCAGCACAACUAUAAAAACAGAAAGCAAGUUUUCUAAUACCAAGGAAUUAGCUAGCCUAACAAAGCCCAAAACCUUAAUUUGUUACAUAUGUGGAAGAGAGUUUGGCACUAAAUCUCUUCCUAUCCAUGAGCCAAAAUGUCUUGAAAAAUGGAAAAUAGAAAAUGAUAGGUUACCGAAAGGACAGCGCAGACCUGUUCCUCAGAAACCUCAGCUUGACCCAUCUAAAUCUACCAGCCGAGAAGAACAAAAUGAGGCAGCCUGGCAAAGCUUUAAGGAUCAGUUGCUGAAAUGUUCAAACUGCGGUCGAUCUUUUGCAAGUGAUCGGCUUCCAGUCCAUCAGAAAGGCUGCAAAGUCAUCUCAGAUCGAAAGGAUCCAACAAAGAGGGAUAAUGCACAAAGGCAAAAGAAUGGAACUAACAAAGAAAAUGCCAAGGUAAAGAGCUGCUGACAUACCAAUUUCAUUCUCUUCUUCUCCAGAGAAGAAUUUAUAAGAAUAUUUGUUUUUUGUGUUUUUUGGGAGAUGCCUUGUUUUUUCUGAAUGCUGUUGCAUGGCACCAAAACAGAAUUACAUAUUCAUGCAGGUUUGAAGGCUUUUGAACGCACAGCAAUUUAUUCAUCUCUGUUAACAACAUGUUGGUUAUAUGUUAAUAGGAAGAACAUUUAUAUAAAGGCAUUUAUUUAUAAAUUAUUGAGGUGUCUGCUAUGGGGAUUUUUAUCCCUCUGCACAACCGAUAAAAGUAAAAUAAAGGGUGGUGUAUAAAAGGACAUGCCCCUUAGUGCUCACUCAAGAAUAACUUGCACCCUGGGGAGGCCAGGGCCCCUUUCCAGCCUGCUCCUCAUGCUGCUCCUGAACUCGCUUGUCUAAUUGACUUACAAUUUUGCAGAUGGGAAGGGGGCAAUAGAGGGAGUACCUACGUGCCUUCACACCACCUCUCUUGGAUAGAGCACUGCUUAAAGUGGUGGUUUACUUUUAAGAUACAUUUUAGUAUGGAUUAGAAUGGCCAAUUCUAAGAGACUGUUCAUUUCAUCUAUAUUAUUUAUUUUUUAUAGUUCAUUUGCUUUUGUCUUCCGACACCUUCCAGCUUUCAAUUGGGGGUCACUGACCCCAUCUAAAAACAAACGUUCUGUAAAGCUACAAAUUUAUCGUUAUUGUUCAUUUUUGUUAAUCAUUUUUCAAUUUAGGCCUCUCUUAUUGAUAUUCUAGUCUCUUAUUCAAAUAAUGUCUAGGGCAAUUUGGAUUGAAAUUGCAAUACUGGAGAGUUGCUGAAUAAACAGCGAUAUAAUGCAAAAACCACACAUAAUAAAAAAAAUGAAAAUGAUGCUAAUUGUCUCAGAAUAUUACUCUCUACAUCAUACUAAAGGUUAACUCAAAGGUGAACAACCCCUUUAACACAGGCAGAUCAAUGGGCUGGAAUGUUGUGUGCAAUGGG